AUGAACGGGUUGGUGCUAGGUGCUACGGGUUUAUGUGGGGGUGCCUUUCUGAGACAUGCUCAGGAGGCCCCCCAGUUUGGAAAGGUUUAUGCCAUCUUGAGAAGGGAACUGCCCUUCUCACCCACCGAAAAAGUCGUAACUGUGGUGGAAAAGGACAAUUCGCAAUGGUCAGAGCUAGUCACUGACGUAAUGCAUCCGCAGGUGCUGUUCACCGCGUUGGCAACGACGAGGGCUGCUGCCGGUGGCCUGGACAAUCAAUACAAGAUUGACCAUGACUUGAACCUGCAACUGGCCCGGGCCGCGAAGGAGAAAGGAUGCGAGACGAUUGUGCUCGUGUCCUCUGCUGGUGCUCAUCCGGACUCUAGGUUUGGCUACAUGAAGAUGAAAGGUGAGAUCGAACGUGACGUCAUCGCUCUUAAUUUCAAGCACACCAUAAUCUUACGUCCGGGUCCCCUACUGGGUGAAAGAACGAAAUCUAAACAGAGUGGGUUCGGUGGCAAUCUGACUGCUGCACUGGGCACCCGUGUGUAUCGCUCUAUAUUGCAGAGUUGGUUGGGCUAUCCAGUCUACGGCGAUGAGGUGGGAAAAGUUGGUGUUCAUUUGGCGUUGAAUUCCUCCGAGGAGAACAAAGUCCAGUUUGUUUCGAGUAAGGAUAUUCUCGACAUUGCGGCUUCUCUUAGGUAA
Messenger RNA from Saccharomyces kudriavzevii IFO 1802, 684 nucleotides. It is a transcript of the gene FMP52, whose product is annotated as Fmp52p. Gene Ontology annotation, cellular component: cytoplasm. NCBI's taxonomy places the organism in Eukaryota, Fungi, Ascomycota, Saccharomycetes, Saccharomycetales, Saccharomycetaceae. Bases 1 to 684 code for a protein of 227 amino acids. The transcript has a single exon. Gene Ontology annotation, biological process: import into nucleus. The record is from RefSeq and is a predicted model, not a curated record.